Messenger RNA from Melanaphis sacchari, 9846 nucleotides. RefSeq names its product dynein heavy chain 6, axonemal-like. Gene Ontology annotation, molecular function: minus-end-directed microtubule motor activity; ATP hydrolysis activity; dynein intermediate chain binding. Lineage: Eukaryota; Metazoa; Arthropoda; Insecta; Hemiptera; Aphididae. Gene Ontology annotation, biological process: microtubule-based movement. The record is from RefSeq and is a predicted model, not a curated record. Gene Ontology annotation, cellular component: dynein complex.
UAUUUCCGAGUAGAAAUGACAAAGUUUGAUAUUUUGACAGAAACGAGUGAAGCUGUGAGACUCAGAAUAUUGCUUAGAGAUAGUAUUGUUGAAUGGGAAAAAAAAAUGUCUGCUUGGGAAACAGAUAAUUUUCAUAAUUUAGAUGUAGAACAAAUGAAUAUGUUUUUAGCGCUUAAUUUAAAAUACAUUGUGCAAUUUACAAAAAAUAUUCCUGAAUGCGAACUAAUAAAUUUUAUUAAUGAAAAAGUACAGUCUUUCAAAACAAAAAUGUCAAUCAUAGCAAUGUUAAGAAAUCCAAAUCUUAAGAACCAUCAUUGGAUAAAGAUUGAGCAGAUACUUGGUACAAAAUUCCCAACUAAUCAGACGCUUACUCUUAAAAUACUUGAAGAAUUAAACGUGUUCAGUUACGGUACGGAAAUAAUGGAAGUUUCUGGACAAGCCAGUUCUGAAGCAACUUUAGAAGCAAUAUUGAAAAAAAUUGAAGAUUCUUGGAAAAUAGUAGAUUUAAUUGUACUUCCUUAUAAAAAUACACACGAUAUUUUUAUACUUGGUUCGUUAGAAGAAGUUCAGUUAACAUUAGAAGAAGCAAAUAUAAAUUUAAAUACUCUCAUUUCAUCAAAACAUGUAGUAAUGAUAAGAUCAAGAGUUGAAGAAUGGAUAAAUUCUAUGAAUAUUAUGAACGAUGUUCUAAACGAAUGGAUAAUGUGCCAGAAUAAUUGGAUUUAUUUGGAAUCGAUAUUUUCUGCUCCAGACAUACAAAGACAGCUUCCAAAUGAAGCCGCAUUAUUUAGUCAAGUAAAUAGUUCAUGGAAAGCUAUAAUGCUGAAAGCUGAAAAAAAUCCUUUGGCUAUAAGCAUAUGUACCGAUACUGAUCUCUUGAAAACUCUUAUAAAAAAUAAUCAACAAUUAGAGCAAAUCAUGUUGUAUUUAGAAGCAUAUUUAGAAUCAAAGAGAGUUGUAUUUCCACGGUUUUAUUUCCUGUCAAAUGAUGAGCUUAUAGAAAUAAUUGCUCAAGCACGAAAUACUAGAGCUGUACAGCCACACAUGAAUAAAUGUUUCGAUGCUAUUUGGAGAAUACAAUUUAAAAAUGAUGAUAAAGAAGGAAAACCAUUAACUCCAGAUAAAGAAGGUAGUUCACCUACUAACAUUAUCGCCAUGAUAUCUCCUGAAAGGGAAAUCGUUAAAUUUUCAUCACAAGUUAAAGCAGCUGGAAACGUUGAAUUUUGGCUAACGAGGGUAGAAAAAGAGAUGGUAAAUACAUUGCGGAUGUUUAUGUUCGUAGCUAUGGAAGAUUAUGACAGGAUUCCUAGAGAAAAAUGGGUUUUAUCACACGCUGCUCAGUUAAUAAUUGCGGUAUCUCAAAUGAUGUGGUGUCGUGAUGUCCACAAAAUUCUUAAACUUAAAUCUAAUAUACAAGAAAAAUUGGUUAAAUUUGAACAAAAAUGUUUUAAGGAUCUAAAUAAUUUAGCAGCUAUGGUUCGAGGAUAUUUAACUACACUUCAACGUUCUGUAAUCUGUGCAUUGAUUACAAUUGAUGUUCAUGCGAGAGAUAUAAUAUCAACUAUGGUAGUCCAUAAAAUUAACAGUGAUUUAAAUUUUGAAUGGUUAAAACAGUUUCGUUAUUAUUGGGAUACUGUGGAUAGUUGUGUUGCAUAUAUGGCUAAUGCUCGUUGGCUAUAUGCAUUUGAAUACUUGGGUGCAUCUCCUAGAUUAGUGAUCACACCAUUAACUGACAAAUGCUAUUUGUGCUUGAUGGGUGCUCUUCAGUUAAAUUUAGGGGGAGCGCCAGCUGGACCUGCGGGUACUGGAAAGACCGAAACAACCAAAGAUCUUGCAAAAGCAUUGGCUACACAAUGUGUUGUAUUUAACUGCUCUGAUGGUUUAGAUUACAAAAUGAUGGGUAAAUUCUUCUCUGGAUUGGCUCAAUCGGGAGCAUGGUGUUGUUUUGACGAAUUUAACCGUAUAGAAAUUGAAGUGUUAUCGGUUAUCGCACAACAGUUAAUCACUAUUAUGAAUGCAAAAUUAAUAAAUGCCACUAAGUUCAUGUUUGAAGGUCGGGAGAUUAGACUUAUAAAAACAUGUGCAGCAUUCAUAACAAUGAAUCCAGGAUAUGCUGGAAGAAGUGAAUUACCAGAUAAUUUACAAGCUUUAUUUAGACCAAUGGCAAUGAUGGUACCAGACUAUGGUUUAAUUGCUGAGGUUAUAUUGUAUUCUGAAGGUUUCGAGUCGUCAAAAAUGUUGUCUCAAAAAAUGGUAAAAAUGUAUAAAUUAUGUAGUGAACAGCUUUCUAUACAGGAUCACUAUGACUUUGGAAUGAGAGCUGUAAAAAGCGUUUUAGUAAUGGCUGGUUCAUUAAAACGACAAAAUCCUUUCAUUAAUGAAAAUUUAGUUUUAAUUAGAGCUCUGAGAGAUAGUAAUUUACCAAAAUUCCUAAAAGAUGAUGCUAUACUAUUUCAAGGUAUAUUAAAUGACCUAUUUCCUGGGAUUGUAUUACCAGAACAAGAUUAUGGAAUGUUCUUAUCUACAGCUAAAAAUGUAAUGGAAAAUAAUGGCUAUCAAAUUGAAGAGUGUAUUUAUGUAAAAGUUAUACAGCUAUUAGAGACAAUAAUUGUGCGACAUGGUAUCAUGACCGUUGGUUCGACAGGUGGUGGAAAGACCACUGUUUUAAAAAUACUUAGUAAAACAUUAACAGAGCUUUACAAUAAUAAAAUAGAAGAACAAUAUUAUAGACCAGUUAAAAUAUAUCAAUUAAAUCCCAAAGCUAUUACUAUGAGCGAACUUUACGGUGAAGUAAAUCUCCUUACAAUGGAAUGGAGGGACGGAUUACUUGGAAAGUUUAUAAGACAAACAGUUCAAACAACAAAAGAAAUAUUUCAAUGGGUGGUGUGUGAUGGCCCUGUAGAUGCAAUAUGGAUCGAGAACCUUAAUACCGUACUUGAUGAUAAUAAACUCUUAUGUUUAGCAAAUUCAGAACGAAUUAAAUUAAGCUCUUGGGUUAGAAUGAUUUUUGAAGUGGGCGACUUAUCACAAGCAUCACCCGCCACUGUUAGUAGAUGUGGAAUGGUUUACGUAGACGCAACUGAACUAGGAUGGUUGCCGUAUGUAAACUCAUGGAUAAAUAGAUUAAGAAAUGAUGCCAUUCAAAAUAACAUAGAAAUAAAAAAAUAUCUAUUGACGCUAUUCGAAACCUAUGUUUACGAAGGUUUUUCAUUUAUUGACAAGCAUUGUUUGGCUCCAAUAAAACAAGUUGAAAUUAGUAAAGUGACAAUGAUGUGUUCUAUUAUCGAAUCUCUAUUAUCUGACUCUGAUAAUUUUAAUAUAGAAACAGAAACAGAAAAAUUCAAAAUUCAAAACUAUAUUUUGCAAUCAUUUAUAUUUUCGUAUUUGUGGUCAUUAGGAUCAAAUUUAGUAGAUUCUUCUCAAAAUAAAUUCGAAAAUUUAGUUUUUAAUCAAUUUGAAAACCAUUCGGAAUUUUUAAUUUCACCUGGAAUGAAAUUAUUCGAUGUAUACCUAAACACAGUAAAUAACACACUUGAAAAUUGGGAUUCCAUUGUUCCAAAAUUUGUAUAUAACGCAAAUACACCUUAUUUUGAGUUACUAGUACCUACAGUAGAUAGUAUUCGAUAUGCAUAUGUAAUGCAAAGAUUAGUGCAAAUGAACCAACCAGUAAUGCUAACUGGAACCACAGGAGUAGGAAAAACUUCAGUUGCAAAUUUAGUCAUGCAGAAUUUGGCAACAACAGAUAAUUGGAUAACCGGAAUAAUAAAUUUUUCUGCACAAACUAGUAGUUUUAGGACUCAACAAAUAUUAGAAUCAAAAUUAAUAAAGAAAAAACGAAAUCGUUUUGGUGCACCAGGAAAUAAGCGUUUAGCGAUUUUCAUUGAUGAUGUCAACAUGCCAAAACCUGAAAUUUAUGGAGCUCAACCACCUAUUGAAUUACUAAGACAACUUUUGGAUUCUGGUGGAAUAUAUGAUCGAGAUAAGUUAGAUUGGAAAUAUAUAGAAAAUGUAAUAUUAUGUACUAUUUGUGCACCUCCGGGUGGAGGUAGAAAUCCCUUAACUCCGAGAUUCACAAGACAUUUUUCUAUGCUGUUUAUACCAACUACAAGCGAAAAUGCUAUGAGAACUAUAUUUACAUCCAUUUUGGACGGAUUUUUUGAAGAAUUUCCGCCAAUCAUAGCUAAUUCUUGUCCAGAAAUAGUAGAAGCUAGUAUCGAAGUGUAUUCACGUAUUUCAGAUGAUCUAUUACCUACUCCUGCAAAGUCACAUUAUGUCUUUAAUCUUAGAGAUUUAUCGAAGACCAUACAAGGAGUAUUGCAAGCGGAUUUUGCUACUAUACCAGAUCGAACACAUUUGUUCAGACUAUGGUAUCAUGAAACAUUACGUGUAUACCAUGAUCGUUUAGUUUGUCAAGAAGACAGAUCAUAUUUUUACAAUCUUCUUCAAAAAGUGUGCAUAAACUAUUUCGAUAAAAAUGUGUUAGAAUUUUCUAAAUCUGACAUAAAUCUAACACAACCUCCUAUGUUAAUAUUUGGCGAUUUCAUGAACUCAAAUACUAAAGAAAAUCGAAUUUACGAAGAAAUAACUGAUAUCAUUAAAUUAAAAAAAGCGUUAACUGAAAAUUUAAUGGAUUUUAAUAUGAUUUAUAAUAAAGACAUGAAAAUCAUAUUUUUUAUGGAUGCCAUCGAACACAUAUCACGUAUAGCGAGGAUAUUGAGAUCAGAAAGAGGGAAUGCUUUACUUGUUGGAGUUAGUGGUAUGGGGAAACAAUCAUUAACUAAAUUGGCAUCACAUCUUAAUGAUUACAAAUGUUUUCAAAUAGAGUUAACGAAAUCGUAUGACUAUACUACUUUCCACGAAGAUUUAGUUAAUCUUUAUUAUUUAGCUGGUGCCAAAUUCGAAGACACGACGUUUUUAUUCACAGAUAAUCAAAUUGUACAAGAAGUAUUUUUAGAAGAUAUAAAUAAUAUUUUAAACUCAGGGGAAGUACCAAAUCUGUUUAAACACGAUGAUCUGGAGAAGGUCAUUAUUGCAUGUCGACUAUCAGCCACAGAAUCAGGAAUCAGUAGUGAGAACCGAGAGGCAAUAUACAGAUACUUCAUACAGCGAGUACGCUCAAAAUUACAUCUCGUAAUAUGUAUGAGCCCAAUUGGUGAUGCAUUUAGACGAAGAUGUCGUUUGUUUCCUUCAUUGGUAAAUAACUCGACUAUAGAUUGGUUUGAUGACUGGCCGAAAGAAGCUCUUUUAUCUGUAGCAUAUAACAGCUUAGGAAAGUUUUCACAAUCUGGAAAUUUAAAUUUAAUUGGCAAUCUAACAAAUAUUUGUAACAGUAUGCAUGAAUCAGUUAGUGAAGCGACAAAAAAAUUCUAUGACCAAAUGAGAAGAUACUAUUACGUGACACCAAAAAGUUACUUGGAUUUCUUAAAAUUGUAUUUAAGAAUGCAUGAGUUUCAAACCAAUAAAAUCAAAAGUGAAUCUGACCGUAUUUCAAAAGGACUAGGAAAAUUGUACGAAACCUUCAACAUGGUUGGACAAAUGAAAAUAAAAUUAAAAGCUAUGGAACCAGAAUUAUUUGAAAAAAACGAAGCUACAUUAAAAUUAAUGAACAAUCUAACAAUAGAAAAAGCUGGCGUUGAUACAAUACGAGAAGUAGUUCUUUUGGAAGAAUCAGCAGUCAAAAUAAAAGCUGAUGCUGCACAAGCAAUUGCUGAAGAUGCACAAAAAGAUUUAGCUUUAGCUAUGCCAGAAAUGAAAGCUGCGAAAGCAGCUUUAGAAUCUCUAAACAAGAAAGAUAUAAAUGAACUUAGAGUAUUUAAUAAACCUCCUAAACUUGUUCAAACCGUUAUGGAAGCUGUAUGUCUAUUGUUGAAGAAAAAAACUGAUUGGGCUUCAGCUAAAUUAGUAUUAGGGGAUAGCAAUUUCCUAAAAACUUUACAAGAAUAUGAUACAGAUAACAUUUCUGACAAGAUGAUUAAUCAAUUAAAGCCUUACAUAGAUAAUCCAGAUUUUAAUGAAAAAAAAGUAGCAGUACAAUCUUCAGUGGCUCGAUCAAUGUGUAAAUGGGUUCGGGCUGUGUACAGUUAUUAUCUAAUAUUUAAAAUAGUCGAACCGAAAAGAAAGAAACAACAAGAAGCUGAAGAUGAACUUAAUAUUGUAUUAACAGAACUAAAAGCAAAGCAAAAAAUGUUAUCUGACGUCCAAGCGCGUCUAAAAAAACUUGAAGAUACUUAUGAUCAGAGUGUUUCUGAAAAAAACAAACUUGAAUUAAACAUAGGUAAAACACAAUCGCGAUUAAACAGAUCUGAUUUGCUAGUUGAAGCAUUAAGCGAUGAACAAUUAAGAUGGGAAAAUAAUAUACAAAUCCUUGCCCAGCGUCUGUUGACUGUAACCGGUGAUACUAUAAUAGCAGCCGGGUGUGUUAACUAUUUAGGACCUUUUACAGACGAGUAUCGUAAGGAUAUAACCCAUUCUUGGCUACGACAAUUGACUCUAUAUGAAAUACAACAUUCUACAAACUAUUCGCUGAGCUCUGUACUAAUCGAUUCAUUUGAGUUACGCUCAUGGAAUAUGUGUGGCCUCCCUAGGGAUUUGGUGUCAACGGACAGUGCAAUAAUCGUGACCAGAGCAAGUCGAUGGCCACUGAUGAUAGAUCCUCAAGAACAGGCAAAUAAAUGGAUCAAGGCCUUGGAAAUGGACAAUUCGUUAAGAACGUGCAAAGGAACGGAUUCAGAUAUCAUGAACGCAAUCAUUGAUGCGAUCAGGUUGGGAUACACUGUUUUGAUCGAAGGUCUCGAAGAAAACAUUGAUCCUACAUUGAGACCUAUAUUGGAGAACAUAACAUUUAGACGAGGUGGACGGUUGUUAAUGCGUAUUGGUAAUACUGAUAUAGAAUAUGAUGAACAGUUCAGAUUCUACAUGACAACCAAAAUGUCUAAUCCACAUUAUUUACCAGACAUAUGUAUACAAGUUACGUUAGUAAAUUUCACUGUAACACUUUCGGGCUUGGAAGAUCAGUUAUUAGUAGACGUUGUGCGAUUAGAAAUGCCUGAUUUGGAAGAAAAGCGGACCGAAACAAUUGUGAAUAUAAACGAUGACAAUAAUUUAUUGAAAGAAAUGGAAGACAAAACAUUGAGAAUGCUCAAUAUGUCAAAAGGAAAUAUAUUGGACGAUGAAGAACUCAUACAAACACUUAAUAACAGCAAAGAAACAUCUAUUAUCAUCGCCGGGCGUUUAAUUGAUGCAGAAGAAACAGAACAAAACAUCAGUAUCGCGCGUGAGCGUUAUCGAGCAGUAGCUAAUCGAGGAUCAUGCCUUUAUUUUGUAGUAGCUCAGCUGUCUGAAAUUGAUACUAUGUACCAAUUUUCUUUAAAUUAUUUUAGUUCUAUAUUUUGCAAUGUGAUUAAAAACAGUGACAAAAAAAUAAGAAUAGAUGUUAAAAUGCCCACUAUGAUCGAAGAUAUUACCAAGGCUGUUUAUACAACUGUUUCUAGAGGCCUGUUCGAACGCCACAAAUUAAUAUUUAGUUUUUUGGUCAGUGUAAGCAUAAAUCUACAAGCAGGAAAAAUUACAAAUACCCAAUGGAACUUUUUGUUGCGUGGACCCAUAGGAAAAUUAAAAAGAAAAAUGACAAUUAAACCAGCAGUGUUUGCAUUGACAGAAGACAUGUGGAAAUCUGUUAAUUAUAUGUCUGAAGUAUUUUCGAUAUUUAAACAUCUUCCUGAAAACUGCACGAGACCAAUAAAAAUCACACUAGGAAAUUUUAUUCAAGAUAUUCAUUUAGAUCAUGAAAAUAAUGACAUUGAAAUAAACUGGAACUCAAAAUUAAAUUCAUUUGAAAAACUUAUGAUCAUUAAAGCAUUUAAAGAAGAAAAAUUGAUUUUCGCAAUUACUAAUUACGUUAGCACUGAACUCGGAAAAGCAUUUAUUGAAAGUCCAGGAGUUUCACUUCACUUAUUAUAUAAUGAUACAUCUUCGACUAUACCUUUGAUUUUCAUUCUUAGUCCGGGUUCAGAUCCAUUCGUAGCAUUUCAAAAGUUUGCUAUGGAAUUUGGAAUGAUAGAUAAGUUACGUGCAAUAUCUUUGGGUCAGGGACAAGGUCCUAUCGCAGAAAAACUUAUAAAAAAUGGCCAAAGAGAAGGUCAUUGGAUAUUUUUGCAAAACUGUCAUUUAGCAUCAUCGUGGAUGCUACAUAUGGAAAAUUUAGUUCAAAAUCUAAUCGAAAAUCCAUUAAAUAUUAAUUCUGAGUUUAGGCUGUUCUUAAGUUCGAUGCCAUCAAAAAGUUUUCCUACAUUUGUCCUACAAAAUGCAUUGAAAGUUACAAACGAACCACCAAAAGGCUUAAGGGCAAAUAUGAAAAGAUCAUUUACAGACAUAAAUAUCGAUUUUUUCGAAAAUAAUGCAUUCAGUUCCGAUUGGCGGAAAAUGGUAUUUGGACUGUGUUUUUUCCACGCUAUCAUAUUGGAAAGAAAGAAAUUCGGGUCGCUUGGUUGGAACAUUGCAUAUUCGUUUACUGAUAGUGACCGCGAAUGUGCCAUGUUAUUGUUGCAUAUGUAUUGCUUAAAUGCAAAAGAAAUACCGUGGGAUGCUUUACAGUACAUUACUGGUGAGAUAAACUAUGGUGGCAGAGUUACUGACUCUUGGGAUCAAAUAACGUUGAAAACCGUACUUUUGAAUUUCUUUGGUCCUCACACUCUUGAACCAGACUAUAAAUACUCCGAGUCUGGUAUUUACUUUUGUCCAGAAACAGUAAAAUGCACCACCAUUAAUGAUUAUCAGUUAUUUAUAGAUAAGUUACCGAUAGUCGAAGAACCGGAAAUAUUUGGAAUGCAUGAAAAUGCGAACAUUGCGUAUCAAACUAAAGAAACACAAGAAACAUUAAUGACAAUCAUUGAAGCAUAUCCAAAAUCAUUAACAGGCACUGUUGGUAAAUCAGAUGAUGAAAUCGUUAUGGAAAUGGCCAUUGAUAUUUCCGAAAAACUUGUGAAUUUAAUAGACUUUGGUGAAGCUCAUUCCACAAUAAUGAAUACAGACGAUAAAGGAAGAUUGCCUUCAUUAUCCACUGUACUGUCACAGGAAAUCGAACGUUUUAAUAAAUUACUUGAUAUCAUACAAAAUUCAUUAAAUGAUUUACGUAAGGCGAUAAAGGGGCUCGUGGUUAUGUCUGCAGAAUUGGAAGGCGUUUACAUAUCAUUCAUGAGCAAUAUGGUACCUAAUAUGUGGCUGAAUAAAGCAUACCCCUCGUUGAAAGCUUUGGGUAGCUGGGUUAAAGACUUGGCACUUAGACUAGAUUUUAUCUAUAUCUGGAUGAAGUUUGGUAGUCCUCCUUCUUACUGGAUAUCAGGUUUAUAUUUUCCACAAGGUUUUAUGACUGGAUGUCUGCAGAGACAUGCUAGAAAAUAUGCCAUACCCAUUGACAGUUUGAAAGUUGAUUUUGAGCUUACCCGAACCAUUUUGGUACAAGAAGAAAUUGCCGCCGUGCAUGCAGCUACCGCGAAAGAAGACAACGAAGCUUACAAAGGCCUAAAGAAACUGGAUGAUGGCGUUUAUGUACAUGGUCUAUACCUGGACGCCGGGCGUAUAGACUCCACUACCAGUCGUCUGGUUGAUCCCAUUCCCGGUGACCUAUAUCCUUCGCUGCCCGUUAUACGGCUAGUGCCAACUACCAAUUUGGACGAACAUAGUUUGAGGUACAAUUGUCCUCUGUAUAAAACUGCAGCUAGAGCUGGGGUUCUUUCAACCACCGGACAUAGCACUAAUUUUGUAAUUGCUGUUUUGUUGCCGACUGAUUUUCCUGAGAGCUAUUGGAUCCUUAAAGGCACCGCUCUCAUUACGCAAUUAACAAAUUGA